AUGCGCGCGCACGCGCGCCGCGUCGCGCGCGCCGCGCGCGCCGCGUCGUCGCGCGCUCACGUCGCGUCCACGUCCGCCUCAUCCGCGCCCGGCGCGACGACGAAGACGACGAUCGGCAUCGAGAUCGUCGGCACCCGUCGUCGCGGUCUCGGGAUCGCCGCGUCGUCGUCGUCGCGCGCCGCGUUCUCCGCCGCGCGCGGGUUCGCCGCGGCCGCGACCGGCGGCGGCGGCGGCGGCGGGCAAGGUCCGGUCGGGUGGAAGUCCCUCGCGGUCGCGUGCGUCACCGGCGGCGGCCUCCUGUACGUCUACGGCGAGCAGCGGAAUAAGCGACUGGCGGCGAUCAAGGAAGGGCCGAGCGCGGGGAAGGCGUCGAUCGGCGGGCACUUCACGCUCAAGUGCGCGAACGAGAACGGCAAGGCGUUCAGCACGACGAGCCUGAGAGGGAAGUUCGCGCUGCUGUACUUUGGGUUCACGAUGUGCCCGGACAUCUGCCCGGACGAGCUCGAGAAGAUGGCGGAGUGCGUCGACCACGUGGCCGCCGCGGGGAAGGAGAUCGUCCCGGUGUUCGUGUCGAUCGACCCGGAGCGCGACACGGUGAAGCGCGUGAAAGAGUACGUGAAGGAGUUUCACCCGAAGCUGAUCGGGUUGACCGGGAGCGUCGACGCGUGUAAGAACGCGGCGAAGAAGUAUCGCGUGUACUACCACAAGACAGGGGAGGAGGACGACGCGGAUUAUUUAGUCGACCACUCCAUCAUCAUGUACCUCGUCGACGACAACGGCGAUUUCGUGACGUUCUACGGGAAGAACUUCGAGGCGAAGGCGAUGGCGGACGCGAUAUUGGAGCAGAUGAAGCGGUUGGGGCGGUGACUUUUGUUGUUUAAUGUCGCGAGGUAGUCUGGUUGUCGCGCGAGGAGUACUUUAUUCACACGCGAAAACAUCCAUCUGAGAGUCUGGUAGACAGGUCGUCUCGUCACCGAAAGGGUUUGAUUUCUUAUUCGCGAAGGAAGGGGGCAAUGACCGGGGUGUACGUGAGAACGACGAGACUGAAGGUCUUGGGGAGGAGCCCGAUUUAGGCGGCGUGAUCGUGUACAGGUAGUUGUUUUUUGCCUUAGCGAGCAGAUUUCUAGGGCUGCACGUCACGGAGACUUGACACACACACCGAAAGC
Messenger RNA from Micromonas pusilla CCMP1545, 1166 nucleotides. RefSeq lists its product as uncharacterized. Bases 1 to 867 code for a protein of 288 amino acids. The transcript is spliced from 3 exons. Gene Ontology annotation, biological process: mitochondrial respiratory chain complex IV assembly. The record is from RefSeq and is a predicted model, not a curated record. Lineage: Eukaryota; Viridiplantae; Chlorophyta; Mamiellophyceae; Mamiellales; Mamiellaceae.